Messenger RNA from Panicum hallii, 3225 nucleotides. Its product is annotated as probable LRR receptor-like serine/threonine-protein kinase At3g47570. NCBI's taxonomy places the organism in Eukaryota, Viridiplantae, Streptophyta, Magnoliopsida, Poales, Poaceae. The record is from RefSeq and is a predicted model, not a curated record. The transcript has 2 exons. Gene Ontology annotation, biological process: protein phosphorylation. Bases 79 to 3192 code for a protein of 1037 amino acids. Gene Ontology annotation, molecular function: protein kinase activity; protein binding; ATP binding.
GCCUGUACUUGCACAUUUACACUUGUACACCAACUGCAGCCCAUCAAAUCCCCAAAGCCUACAGCCAAAGAAACCAGCAUGGUAAUGCGCUCGGCGUGCUUUCUGCUGCUGCUGACCGCCUCCAUGUUCUUCUCAACGCUCCUGGACGCGGAUGCUGAUGAUGAGGCGGCGCUGCUGGCCUUCAAGGCGGCAGCAGUUGGCAGCAACACCGACGCCCUUGCUUCCUGGAACGGGAGCACCGAUGGCGGAUACUGCAGCUGGGAGGGGGUGAGGUGCCGGGGCAGGCACCAUCGAGUGGUGGCGCUGAGCCUGCCAUCCCAUGGGCUUACCGGCAUCCUCUCGCCUGUUGUCGGAAACCUGUCCUCCCUGAGGAUUCUUAACUUGACCGACAACGGAUUUUGCGGGAACAUCCCUGCGAGCCUCGGUCGUUUGCGACACCUCCGUAUCCUCAGCUUGGGCAAAAAUGCCUUCUUUGGCCCGCUGCCCACCAACCUGAGCUCUUGCACGAGCCUAAUGAUCAUGCAGCUCCGCUUCAACCAGCUCAGCGGGCGAGUGCCUUCUGAGUUCGGCAACAAAUUGACAAACCUUAGGAUUCUCAGCCUUACGAACAACAGCCUCACCGGUUCCAUCCCAGCGUCGCUGAGCAACUUGUCAUCAUUGAGUUUUAUGAAUCUUGGGUUCAAUCAGCUUGAGGGUACUAUCCCGCAUAAUCUUGGCGUUCUCAAGGAUCUCCGUUUUCUUGCGCUCGCCUUCAACCACCUCUCCGGCAAUCUCCCUGUAUCCCUAUACAACUUGUCUUCGAUGGAAACGAUGCAGAUUCAGUCCAACAUGCUCUCCGGCAGCAUCGCUACUGAUAUUGGUCGUAGGUUCCCUAGCAUGCAAAUCCUUGGUUUUUGGGGAAACCGGUUUGCCGGGCACAUCCCUGCUUCACUCUCCAACCUCACAUCACUCCAGGUACUCGACCUCUCACAAAAUAGCCUCAGUGGAUAUGUGCCUCGCACGGUGGGGAGACUACAUGAUCUGCGAAGUCUAUACUUGUACACCACGAUGCUAGAAGCUAACGACAGGGAGGGGUGGGAAUUUAUCACUUCUUUAUCAAAUUGCAGCCAGCUCCAAAAAUUAUCUAUCGGCGGCAACCCGGCUUUCACUGGGCACCUACCAAGCUCAAUAGUGAACCUCUCAACAACCCUGCAAAGUCUCGAAUUUUUCGGCACUGAGAUUUGGGGAAGUAUCCCCGCAGCCAUUGGCAACCUGGCGGGCCUUGAAACCCUUAGUGCUCAAGAUACUUACAUAUCCGGAGUAAUUCCAGAUAGCAUCGGCAAGCUAGAAAAGCUGACUAGACUUGGUUUGUUCAAUACUAACUUGUCAGGCCAAAUACCGUCGUCUAUUGGGAAUCUCUCAAAGUUAGUUAUGUUUUAUGCAUAUCAUAGCAAUCUAGAGGGACCGAUUCCAGCAAGCAUUGGGAAGUUAAACAGUAUAAGUGCCUUAGAUUUGUCAAUGAACCGACUGAACAGUUCGAUUCCUAGGGAGAUUUUCAAACUGCCACUUAGCUCUUUGAGUUACUUAAACUUGUCGUAUAAUUCACUAUUAGGAGCCCUCCCCUCUGAAGUUGGCAACUUAGGCAACCUUAACGUCAUGGUUUUAUCAGGAAACCAACUGUCUGGAGAGAUACCUGAAAGUAUGGGGGAGUGCACUGUGCUUGAAGAACUUUGGUUGGACAAUAACUUAUUUAACGGAAGCAUACCCAAAUCUCUAAACAAGGGUCUGGUUGUACUCAACUUGUCCAUGAAUGAGUUGUCUGGUACUAUUCCUGAAGCCAUUGGAAAUAUUCACGGCCUGCAACAACUGAGUCUAGCGCACAACAAUUUGUCAGGGCCAAUCCCUGAAAUUCUACAGAAUCUAGCAUCAUUGUCGAUGUUGGAUUUGUCCUUCAACAACCUGCAAGGGGAAGUGCCAAAAGAGGGGAUUUUUAGAAAUUUGGCUAACCUUUCGAUCACCGGAAAUAACGACCUUUGUGGAGGAAUACCACAGCUUCAUUUAGCUCCAUGCAAGAUAGAUUCUGAAAAAAAGAACGGAAGAAGACAUUUGAAAUAUCUUACAAUAGCUCUACCAACAACCGGUGCACUCUUACUAAUAGCCAUCCUUACUGCACUCAUUUACUUGAUCUAUAAGAAGGAUAAGCAGAGGAGCCCAUUCCAACCAUCAAUAGUUGAGGAACAGUAUGAAAGAAUUUCCUACCAUGCAUUAGAAAAUGGAACCAAUGGAUUCUCAGAAGCAAAUUUGCUUGGUAAAGGAAGCUUCGGGGCAGUCUAUAAAUGUGCUUUGCAAGGUGAGGGGACUAUUGUGGCUGUAAAAGUUUUAAACCUUGAACAGACUGGCGCUACUAAAAGUUUCAUAGCUGAAUGUGAGGCAUUGAGAAGGGUGCGCCAUCGAUGUCUCAUAAAGAUCAUCACCUGCUGCUCAAGCAUCAACAAACAAGGUCAAGACUUCAAAGCAUUGGUUUUUGAGUUCAUGCCGAAUGGUAGCUUGCAUUCUUGGCUCCAUAAGAAGUCUGACAUGCCCACUAUCAACAAUACUCUCAGCCUAGCACAAAGGCUAGAUAUCGCUGUCGAUAUUAUGGAUGCUUUGGACUAUCUUCAUAAUCACUGCCAGCCACCAAUCGUCCACUGUGACCUCAAGCCAAGCAAUAUCCUCAUUGCAGAAGACAUGAGUGUCCGGGUUGGAGAUUUUGGCAUAUCUAGAAUCCUUACAGAAAGUGCAAGUAGAACUCUGCAAAAUUCUAAUAGCACAAUUGGAAUAAGAGGCUCCAUUGGCUAUGUUGCUCCUGAGUAUAAUGAAGGAUCUUCCAUCACAACUCUUGGUGAUGUUUAUAGCCUCGGAAUACUGCUGCUCGAGAUGUUUACAGGAAAGAGUCCAACAGAUGCUAUGUUCACAGGUUCAUUGGAUCUACACAGGUACUCAGAGGAUGCUCUUCCACACAAAAUCUGGGAGAUAGCCGAUACAACAAUGUGGUUGCACACAGACACCUAUGAUGACAGUACAAGAAACAGAACUGAGAAUUGUUUGGGCCAUGUCAUUUCCCUUGGGAUAUCCUGCUCAAGAAAACAACCUAGAGAGAGGACACUGAUACAGGAUGCAGCAACUGAGAUGCAUGCUAUUAGAGAUUCAUACCAGUCUGUGGGUAGAAUAUGAGGAGUAGCAACAACUCCCUGGUGGUGGAACAUA